Molecule: messenger RNA, 5829 nt
Organism: Heterobilharzia americana
Lineage: Eukaryota; Metazoa; Platyhelminthes; Trematoda; Strigeidida; Schistosomatidae
Source: the annotation of a GenBank genome assembly
AUGGUAAGUGUAAUCGCGAAAGCCUCCAAAGAAUCACACACCACGAGUGCUACGGACCAGAAAAUGGAGUCAAAGUUAAAUGUUUGUGACCUGCAAGCUAUUUAUGAUGCGUUUUCUUUUGAAGGAAAAGGAUAUGGCAAUAAAUUGAGACUAACUAAGGAACAAUUUGCUGAGAGUAUGGGCCUGCUUAUAAGCCGUGGCUCACGGCAGGAGUACAAGGAUCUCUUUAGUAAAAUCGAUAUCACCUCAGAUGGUUUUGUCGACUGGGACAAAUUUGCAUCUUAUUUGCUUUUGGAAUUUUAUGAGCAAGACAACAGGCAAAAGAUUCUAAAUGUACCACAGUGGAAAGAUCUGAAGUCAAUUAAGAGCCCUCAUAAAGGUAAUCUACAGAAAAUUGUUUUUCUGAAAAAUAUUUCAAGAUACUUGUCGAUAAGUAGGGAGGGACUUGCUACACUUUGGGGGAUAGACCUAAAAUCACACAGAAUAGCUAAAGUGUCAACGGAAUCAUGCAGACCAAAAAACUUCUGUGUUAUCGACUUCGCUGUAAUGCCAAAUGUUAACAGAGUUGCAGUAGCUUUUACCAGCAAGGAAAUUGCGUUUUGUAAUUUAGGUAUUAAAAUGGACUUAUUUUGCCCUAUCAAACUGUGCGAUAUAACAGAUAUACCAACCAGCCUAAACCAUUGGUAUAAACCUGAUAAUCCUAAUGAAGCCUUAUUGGUCUGGGGAGAUACUAGAGGAUACCUCAACAUUUUAUUCUGGGCCUAUGCUACAAUGGCUUUGUUUGAGAAGCCCACAAAUUUAUCGAAGCAAAAAGAGGGUAAGGAUAAAAUAACGGUUGUCUUGCUAUUCAGUCAGAGAGAAACACAAUGGUCCAAUUGUCCUGGUUAUGGUUAUCGCAACAAGGAUCCAUGGUGGGGUCGCCGACGAUAUCGAUUUGAUCUGGCUAUUGCAAGCUUUGUGAAGAGUUCAAACCCAGGUUCUGUAUGGUUUACACCUCGAGGAAAAUAUAUGUACCUGAAUGGCAGUGUUUCCGGGCUUCCACGUGGCAAACUACUGGGUGUACACAUUCAUCAAUAUGGAGGUCUCGGAAACAUGUGUCUUGAAGCUGGACCACAUUUUAACCCCUUCAAGCAACGUCAUGGAGGACGUACAGGUCAUCCUAGACAUGCAGGUGAUUUGGUAAAUAUUCCAGUUGAUGGAAAUGGUGUAAUGCAUUUCGAUCUAUGGGUUAGCUUAUACGGACUUGGACCAUACAACGGAUUUAUUGGGCGUGCUCUAGUUAUACACCAAAAGACUGAUGAUCUUAGAAUAUUUCCAGAUACAGGAAGUCGAACAACUGAUGAUGAUGAUGAUGAUGAUGAUGAUGAUGAUGAUGAUGAUGAUGAUGAUGAUGAUGAUGAUGAUGAUGAUGAUGAUGAUGAUGAUGAUGAUGAUGAUGAUGAUGAUGAUGAUGAUGAUGAUGAUGAUGAUGAUGAUGAUGAUGAUGAUGAUGAUGAUGAUGAUGAUGAUGAUGAUGAUGAUGAUGAUGAUGAUGAUGAUGAUGAUGAUGAUGAUGAUGAUGAUGAUGAUGAUGAUGAUGAUGAUGAUGAUGAUGAUGAUGAUGAUGAUGAUGAUGAUGAUGAUGAUGAUGAUGAUGAUGAUGAUGAUGAUGAUGAUGAUGAUGAUGAUGAUGAUGAUGAUGAUGAUGAUGAUGAUGAUGAUGAUGAUGAUGAUGAUGAUGAUGAUGAUGAUGAUGAUGAUGAUGAUGAUGAUGAUGAUGAUGAUGAUGAUGAUGAUGAUGAUGAUGAUGAUGAUGAUGAUGAUGAUGAUGAUGAUGAUGAUGAUGAUGAUGAUGAUGAUGAUGAUGAUGAUGAUGAUGAUGAUGAUGAUGAUGAUGAUGAUGAUGAUGAUGAUGAUGAUGAUGAUGAUGAUGAUGAUGAUGAUGAUGAUGAUGAUGAUGAUGAUGAUGAUGAUGAUGAUGAUGAUGAUGAUGAUGAUGAUGAUGAUGAUGAUGAUGAUGAUGAUGAUGAUGAUGAUGAUGAUGAUGAUGAUGAUGAUGAUGAUGAUGAUGAUGAUGAUGAUGAUGAUGAUGAUGAUGAUGAUGAUGAUGAUGAUGAUGAUGAUGAUGAUGAUGAUGAUGAUGAUGAUGAUGAUGAUGAUGAUGAUGAUGAUGAUGAUGAUGAUGAUGAUGAUGAUGAUGAUGAUGAUGAUGAUGAUGAUGAUGAUGAUGAUGAUGAUGAUGAUGAUGAUGAUGAUGAUGAUGAUGAUGAUGAUGAUGAUGAUGAUGAUGAUGAUGAUGAUGAUGAUGAUGAUGAUGAUGAUGAUGAUGAUGAUGAUGAUGAUGAUGAUGAUGAUGAUGAUGAUGAUGAUGAUGAUGAUGAUGAUGAUGAUGAUGAUGAUGAUGAUGAUGAUGAUGAUGAUGAUGAUGAUGAUGAUGAUGAUGAUGAUGAUGAUGAUGAUGAUGAUGAUGAUGAUGAUGAUGAUGAUGAUGAUGAUGAUGAUGAUGAUGAUGAUGAUGAUGAUGAUGAUGAUGAUGAUGAUGAUGAUGAUGAUGAUGAUGAUGAUGAUGAUGAUGAUGAUGAUGAUGAUGAUGAUGAUGAUGAUGAUGAUGAUGAUGAUGAUGAUGAUGAUGAUGAUGAUGAUGAUGAUGAUGAUGAUGAUGAUGAUGAUGAUGAUGAUGAUGAUGAUGAUGAUGAUGAUGAUGAUGAUGAUGAUGAUGAUGAUGAUGAUGAUGAUGAUGAUGAUGAUGAUGAUGAUGAUGAUGAUGAUGAUGAUGAUGAUGAUGAUGAUGAUGAUGAUGAUGAUGAUGAUGAUGAUGAUGAUGAUGAUGAUGAUGAUGAUGAUGAUGAUGAUGAUGAUGAUGAUGAUGAUGAUGAUGAUGAUGAUGAUGAUGAUGAUGAUGAUGAUGAUGAUGAUGAUGAUGAUGAUGAUGAUGAUGAUGAUGAUGAUGAUGAUGAUGAUGAUGAUGAUGAUGAUGAUGAUGAUGAUGAUGAUGAUGAUGAUGAUGAUGAUGAUGAUGAUGAUGAUGAUGAUGAUGAUGAUGAUGAUGAUGAUGAUGAUGAUGAUGAUGAUGAUGAUGAUGAUGAUGAUGAUGAUGAUGAUGAUGAUGAUGAUGAUGAUGAUGAUGAUGAUGAUGAUGAUGAUGAUGAUGAUGAUGAUGAUGAUGAUGAUGAUGAUGAUGAUGAUGAUGAUGAUGAUGAUGAUGAUGAUGAUGAUGAUGAUGAUGAUGAUGAUGAUGAUGAUGAUGAUGAUGAUGAUGAUGAUGAUGAUGAUGAUGAUGAUGAUGAUGAUGAUGAUGAUGAUGAUGAUGAUGAUGAUGAUGAUGAUGAUGAUGAUGAUGAUGAUGAUGAUGAUGAUGAUGAUGAUGAUGAUGAUGAUGAUGAUGAUGAUGAUGAUGAUGAUGAUGAUGAUGAUGAUGAUGAUGAUGAUGAUGAUGAUGAUGAUGAUGAUGAUGAUGAUGAUGAUGAUGAUGAUGAUGAUGAUGAUGAUGAUGAUGAUGAUGAUGAUGAUGAUGAUGAUGAUGAUGAUGAUGAUGAUGAUGAUGAUGAUGAUGAUGAUGAUGAUGAUGAUGAUGAUGAUGAUGAUGAUGAUGAUGAUGAUGAUGAUGAUGAUGAUGAUGAUGAUGAUGAUGAUGAUGAUGAUGAUGAUGAUGAUGAUGAUGAUGAUGAUGAUGAUGAUGAUGAUGAUGAUGAUGAUGAUGAUGAUGAUGAUGAUGAUGAUGAUGAUGAUGAUGAUGAUGAUGAUGAUGAUGAUGAUGAUGAUGAUGAUGAUGAUGAUGAUGAUGAUGAUGAUGAUGAUGAUGAUGAUGAUGAUGAUGAUGAUGAUGAUGAUGAUGAUGAUGAUGAUGAUGAUGAUGAUGAUGAUGAUGAUGAUGAUGAUGAUGAUGAUGAUGAUGAUGAUGAUGAUGAUGAUGAUGAUGAUGAUGAUGAUGACGAUGAUGAUGAUGAUGAUGAUGAUGAUGAUGAUGAUGAUGAUGAUGAUGAUGAUGAUGAUGAUGAUGAUGAUGAUGAUGAUGAUGAUGAUGAUGAUGAUGAUGAUGAUGAUGAUGAUGAUGAUGAUGAUGAUGAUGAUGAUGAUGAUGAUGAUGAUGAUGAUGAUGAUGAUGAUGAUGAUGAUGAUGAUGAUGAUGAUGAUGAUGAUGAUGAUGAUGAUGAUGAUGAUGAUGAUGAUGAUGAUGAUGAUGAUGAUGAUGAUGAUGAUGAUGAUGAUGAUGAUGAUGAUGAUGAUCAUGAUGAAGAUGAUGAUGAUGAUGAUGAUGAUGAUGAUGAUGAUGAUGAUGAUGAUGAUGAUGAUGAUGAUGAUCAUGAUGAAGAUGAUGAUGAUGAUGAUGAUGAUGAUGAUGAUGAUGAUGAUGAUGAUGAUGAUGAUGAUGAUGAUGAUGAUGAUGAUGAUGAUGAUGAUGAUGAUGAUGAUGAUGAUGAUGAUGAUGAUGAUGAUGAUGAUGAUGAUGAUGAUGAUGAUGAUGAUGAUGAUGAUGAUGAUGAUGAUGAUGAUGAUGAUGAUGAUGAUGAUGAUGAUGAUGAUGAUGAUGAUGAUGAUGAUGAUGAUGAUGAUGAUGAUGAUGAUGAUGAUGAUGAUGAUGAUGAUGAUGAUGAUGAUGAUGAUGAUGAUGAUGAUGAUGAUGAUGAUGAUGAUGAUGAUGAUGAUGAUGAUGAUGAUGAUGAUGAUGAUGAUGAUGAUGAUGAUGAUGAUGAUGAUGAUGAUGAUGAUGAUGAUGAUGAUGAUGAUGAUGAUGAUGAUGAUGAUGAUGAUGAUGAUGAUGAUGAUGAUGAUGAUGAUGAUGAUGAUGAUGAUGAUGAUGAUGAUGAUGAUGAUGAUGAUGAUGAUGAUGAUGAUGAUGAUGAUGAUGAUGAUGAUGAUGAUGAUGAUGAUGAUGAUGAUGAUGAUGAUGAUGAUGAUGAUGAUGAUGAUGAUGAUGAUGAUGAUGAUGAUGAUGAUGAUGAUGAUGAUGAUGAUGAUGAUGAUGAUGAUGAUGAUGAUGAUGAUGAUGAUGAUGAUGAUGAUGAUGAUGAUGAUGAUGAUGAUGAUGAUGAUGAUGAUGAUGAUGAUGAUGAUGAUGAUGAUGAUGAUGAUGAUGAUGAUGAUGAUGAUGAUGAUGAUGAUGAUGAUGAUGAUGAUGAUGAUGAUGAUGAUGAUGAUGAUGAUGAUGAUGAUGAUGAUGAUGAUGAUGAUGAUGAUGAUGAUGAUGAUGAUGAUGAUGAUGAUGAUGAUGAUGAUGAUGAUGAUGAUGAUGAUGAUGAUGAUGAUGAUGAUGAUGAUGAUGAUGAUGAUGAUGAUGAUGAUGAUGAUGAUGAUGAUGAUGAUGAUGAUGAUGAUGAUGAUGAUGAUGAUGAUGAUGAUGAUGAUGAUGAUGAUGAUGAUGAUGAUGAUGAUGAUGAUGAUGAUGAUGAUGAUGAUGAUGAUGAUGAUGAUGAUGAUGAUGAUGAUGAUGAUGAUGAUGAUGAUGAUGAUGAUGAUGAUGAUGAUGAUGAUGAUGAUGAUGAUGAUGAUGAUGAUGAUGAUGAUGAUGAUGAUGAUGAUGAUGAUGAUGAUGAUGAUGAUGAUGAUGAUGAUGAUGAUGAUGAUGAUGAUGAUGAUGAUGAUGAUGAUGAUGAUGAUGAUGAUGAUGAUGAUGAUGAUGAUGAUGAUGAUGAUGAUGAUGAUGAUGAUGAUGAUGAUGAUGAUGAUGAUGAUGAUGAUGAUGAUGAUGAUGAUGAUACUAAUAAUAAUAAUCGUAGUCAUGUUGAAGAUGAUAAAAAUGAAAUGAAACUCAGAAUGAAAAGUAUAUUGAUAAUAAGGAAUAAGUCAAUCAUGGCAAAAAUAAUAAGAAUCAACCGAAUGCUGUUUCCGAAAUAUCAUCUUCCUAAUUGA